Sclerotinia trifoliorum is the source of this 921-nucleotide messenger RNA. Lineage: Eukaryota; Fungi; Ascomycota; Leotiomycetes; Helotiales; Sclerotiniaceae. The record is from the annotation of a GenBank genome assembly.
AUGAAGUCCUCGAGCCGUACCACCUGUCAUACAACAGACCGGCCCAGCAAUCCCGUACACAGAUUAUCAGAAGUAGUACCGCGAUUCCAAACACUUAACUUUUCCUCGGCGGUAAAUCAAGCCAAAACAGAAGAUCGACGAGGUCAACUCCUCGAGCAACUAAUUAAGCAAAGAUAUGAAGGACAGAUUGCUGAGGAAAACAUUAGCUUCAUUCGUGAUUCGUUCACCAGCUUCAACGAUAAAAUCAAAGAGCUUCACAAGGGUACCGGUGUGCGAGCAGGUUCGAAGAAAUGGGGCAAGGAUCUGGUUUUUGAGAAUGGUACGAAUUCCGAAGUGGAUGACGAAAUGGAGGCCAAGGUUGAUGAUGUCGAAUAUGGUGACAACAAUAGUAAUGGGGGAACUGUAUUCAGUCGACUCACUACUCAAGAAGAAGAAGAUGAUGAGGAACACUGGCGCAAAACAGUGACCGCUCUCCCACAGCACACAACGAUCACCAGUUAUUAUGUAGAGAUGGGCUACCAGAUGGCUCCUGCCUCGCGAGAGGGGAAAUCCGAAGAACAUAGUCCGCAACUUCCUUUAGGGGAAAACUCAAUUCAGGCCAAACCAAAAGCAAAGAAAUGGGUACCACGUAUGUCGACGAACAGGAGACCCGCAACACGAUUGCCAAAAAAUAUCAACUCAAAAUUCAAUAAUGCACAGCUAUACAACACAGAACCAUUUACCAAUACCAGAAUAAUCCGCAAUACAUCAAAAACAGAAGUAUCAUCACCUCUGUCUAGACCACGCUUUGGCCCCAAGCUACCACCUCGUUGUUCUUCUUGUUUGAUGAUGAGAAAGCUGUGUGAUCGCAAAAGUCCUUGUGGUAGAUGCUCUGCCAUGCGAGAGGUCAAGCAGUGUGUGCCAUAUUGGAGGGAUGUGUAA